CGAAAUCCGACUGUCAGCUAAUAUUGCCGGCUUACCGUUCAAGGGCGUGUCAGAGGCUCGAGCGCUGAGCCGAAAGUGAUGUCUCAGGACUUCUUCUGCUUACCUCCUGCAACCUUGACCUUAACGUUAACCAUUCCUUGACUCCGUCAUGUCUCUCCAGCCAUUCAUAUCCUUGUAUCGGUAUGCUCUCGAACCCAUAGCACCUUUCAGCUGGUUUGGUAUCAAAGUCUGCUCCAUUGAGCUGGUAGCCGCCUUGCGGCUUUGCACUGCCCUGAGACAGGCCAGGGAAGAUUUAUAUGCCAAGUAUCAGCGCCGCGCUGGCGAUAAACAGUCUGUGGAGGAGAGAUCCUUCCUAAGAGACGCAUGUACCUCACUCACGGUCAAGUUUGGAGGAGAGGCCAUCAUAAGCUCUCUACUCGGUGUUCCUCCGUCUUUCGUGCUCUCAGGUGUCCCCCCGGGUGUGUACAUCGCCGCACAGGCGAUUGUAGAGUAUAUCCCUGCUAUACCGCCCAUGUCGCUCUUCACUGAGCUUCCGCUGUCUAUUGUCGACGGAUUCACUCGAGCGCUGCUUCUCUGCAGCCUGAUACCCAAACCCAUUAUCACCCAUGCUUCCCCUGUUAUCGCAUCUUCCCCAUGGACUCUUUUGCUCUCCUCUCUCGUCAUCGCUAAUGGAGGCAUCUUCAUAACCAGCAUGUUCUCCUUCCUGGAGCCUACCCCGCUCACACUUACGACUCCCGCCGCGAUCAAGCCCUACGGCUGGACGACUACGGACCUCUGGUGUGCCCCGUUCAUCACGGGGCUCUAUGCCCUCCUUACGCAAGCCCAGCCAUUCUGGGCCGAGCUCCACACUGUCAUCUCGACCGUCCUCGGAAACACGGGCGAUAAAGUCGGUCCUAUGGACCCAGAGGCCGCCCGUGCGGUGUGCGCGCUGAUUCUUGCGGGAAUGUUUACCACCCGGACUGCGAAGAACUAUGGGCUUGUUUGGAAGAAGGGUGUUGCUGAGAAGAUCAAGAUACAGUGAAUAACUAAAGGGAUACUGGUUUUAUACACUCCGAAGAUGUAGAUGUGCACGAAAUUUAUGAAUGAGAUAUCCCUGUUCUACCACCACCAGUUGUCGUGACUGCACAGAUGUGCGUUACCACGCAGCACAUGCUGGAUGAA
Molecule: messenger RNA, 1161 nt
Organism: Suillus subaureus
Lineage: Eukaryota; Fungi; Basidiomycota; Agaricomycetes; Boletales; Suillaceae
Exons: 4
Coding region: 149-1021 (290 amino acids)
Source: RefSeq, a predicted model, not a curated record